Molecule: messenger RNA, 1119 nt
Organism: Chara braunii
Lineage: Eukaryota; Viridiplantae; Streptophyta; Charophyceae; Charales; Characeae
Source: the annotation of a GenBank genome assembly
GUCGAUACUUCAGCAAGAUAGAUCUGAAGUCCGGGUACCAUCAGAUUGCCAUACGGCCCGAGGAUCAACACAAAACCGCUUUUCAGACCAGGUACGGUCUGUACGAGUUUGUGGUGAUGCCUUUCGGCCUUUGCAAUGCUCCUGGCACCUUUCAACACGCUAUGAAUCGGAUAUUCCAUGACUACUUGGAUAAGUUUGUCAUCGUGUACCUUGAUGACAUACUUAUUUUUAGUAAGACUGUCGAGGAACAUGUUGCACACUUGGACAAAGUCCUCGGUCUCCUGCGACAGCACAAGUUCAAGAUCAACAGUGAGAAAUGCGAGUUUGGCCGCACCCAUGUCUUGUACUUGGGUCAUGAGAUCUCCGCAGAAGAGUUGAAGCCCGAUGACGCGAAGGUGGCCAGCAUUCGUGAUUGGCCACGUCCUCAGUCUGUGACAGAGAUGAGAUCUUUCUUAGGAAUGACAGGCUACUAUAGGACUUUCGUUAAGAACUACAGCAUAGUGGCCACUCCUUUGACUGAUCUGACCCGCCUUGACACCCCUUGGGAGUGGACAGAUAAGUGCGAGGCUGCUUUCAGACAUCUGAAGUAUGCAUUGACGCACUAUGAAGUCUUGAAACUUCCUGAUCCUGACAAGCCGUUUAUAGUUACAACGGAUGCCAGCCCAUAUGGCAUUGGCGCCGUGCUUGCGCAGCAGGAGGGGUCAAAGUUGAGGCCAGUAGAGAACAUGUCCAAGAAAAUGCCGUCUCAGAAGUUGGCUAAAUCCACUUAUGAGAAGGAACUCUAUGCGGUAUACAAGGCUCUUACCCAUUUGAGACACUACCUCCUUGGGCGGUUCUUCAUCCUUCGGACUGAUCAUCAGACCCUGAGAUGGAUGAGAACACAGCCGGUACUCUCUAACGCUCUCAAGCGUUGGAUCAAAGUCAUUGAGCAAUAUGACUUUGACCCUCGGUAUCUCAAAGGGGAGUACAGCAAGGUUGCUGAUGCCUUGUCGCGCAGACCGGACUUCUCAGGUGCGCUGACUACUGAGUUCGAUCUGACGGACAAAUGUUACUAAGUCUUUGGUGGAAGCCUAUCGUCAGGACCAGUUUAUGUCUGAGAUCAUACGCAGACUUGAGGCG